Molecule: messenger RNA, 1236 nt
Organism: Brassica rapa (field mustard)
Lineage: Eukaryota; Viridiplantae; Streptophyta; Magnoliopsida; Brassicales; Brassicaceae
Product: UPF0725 protein At2g20620
Source: RefSeq, a predicted model, not a curated record
UAAAUUCUAAAUCUGAGGUGAACAAAAAGAAAAGGCAAAGUUGCGAUUAGAAAAGGAGACAGCCCUAGUGUGUCCGCUCUGAACAAGUUUGGUUGCAUUAGAUGGAGAUCGGAAAGAUGUACGAUGUAAUGCUGGAUGAGGCCAAGCUGUGUCUGGAUGAGCUGAAGGUGGAAUCGUCUUCUGCACCGCCAGUAAAAGAAGAAGAUUCUGGCUACGACGACUACUAUUAUGAUUCAGCCGACGACGAGAUGGAUCCGGUGGAAGAGGCCAAGUAUCUUCAGCAAGUCAGGGAUUCCGAUGGUUUCGACGUUGAUUUUUGCUAUCAUCCAUUUGGUGGGAUAAUGCCCUGUGGAUGUAAUGACUCCGACACACCCUUGGCUAAGCUGGGACUCCACUGUUACAAUAUUGACAAGGGGACAAAUUUACAAUUCAGGGCUGUAAAGAAAGUUAACGCAGAAGCCGUUUCAUUUGUCAAUUACUAUAUUACUUUGGAGGCCGUGGAUCCAGACAACAACCAUUCUCUUGUUGCUUUCCAAACCUGUGUUUGGGAUUCUGCCACCGAGAACAAAGAGCGCUUGAGAUUGAUCACUAAACAAUGCAGGAUUAAGCCUCCUCAAGUGCCUGCUGCUGGAAUUAGAGAAGCACGAGGUUCCCUAUGGCGAUGGGACCCUGAUGCUGUAGAUAAAUUCUACACAGGUGUGAUGCCCAGUUGGCUACAGGAUGAUGCACUUACCGGACCUAAUAAGCUUCAGUUCCAUGAGGUGAAGGACUCAGAACUGCAGGAUAACGAAUGGCUUAAUCUUUACGCUGAAAUUGCAUUGUCCUCAGAGCGGCCCGACAUGGAAACUUAUUUGCCGUUGAAGGUGAAGAAAGUAGUGGUGCGUACAAAGGAAGAUGUGGAGCCGAGUAUGAAGCUGAAGUCGAGUAAUGCAAUCUUCUACAUGACUUUCAAAACCCACAGGGGUCAUGAGUGCAAAGCUAUAAUAAGGCAAACAAGGGAUGGUAUACAAGGACACAUGUGCCUUGAAGUUACAUGCAUGUUGGGAAAGUAGUGUCAUGCUGAGAUCUAGAAAGAAAUGUUGUCCUCCUCCUCUCCUGUGUUUUUUUUUAAUGUAUUUGAUCUUUUCAUGUUUAAGUUACUAUUAUUGUGUGUAUGACUAAAGUCAGCUAACUUAGCAUGAUUUGUUUUCCCUUUGGAUGUUAAAUGUUUAAGAGAUGAUUUAGUUCGUUUUCAAA